This is a messenger RNA of Myripristis murdjan (pinecone soldierfish), 2088 nucleotides long. RefSeq names its product mal, T cell differentiation protein 2 (gene mal2). Gene Ontology annotation, cellular component: membrane. The coding region runs from base 52 to 612 and encodes 186 amino acids. The transcript has 4 exons. Gene Ontology annotation, molecular function: structural constituent of myelin sheath. NCBI's taxonomy places the organism in Eukaryota, Metazoa, Chordata, Actinopteri, Holocentriformes, Holocentridae. Gene Ontology annotation, biological process: myelination. The record is from RefSeq and is a predicted model, not a curated record.
GAGGGCUCGAAGAGAGGGGGAGAAAGAGAGAAGAGGUCGGGAGACACAGAGAUGUCGGAACCAGCCGCAAAUCCCGCUGCCACCUCCUUCCCGGCGCCAACUAUUUCCCUACCUUUGGGCCUGGAAAUACUGAGGACCUACUCUGGAGCGCUUAUGUGUUUAGAGAUAUUAUUUGGUGGUCUGGUAUGGAUCCUGGUGGCUUCCUCCAAUGUGCCGGUGCCUCUGCUGCAGGGCUGGGUGAUGUUUGUCUCUGUCACUGCCUUCCUCCUGUCCUCCGCCUACCUCGCUCUUCUCAUCACCGGCCUGGCUGACCGCAUCAACACUGACUGGAACUUCCUGGAUGUGGUGUACCAUUUCAUAGCUUUGCUUUUCUACUUUGCUGCCUUCGUUCUGGAGGCAGCCACCACAGCAGCUAAUGGUGGAGCCCACAUCAAGCCAACCCUGAACAGCACUGAAGUUGUAAUGUGUAUAACCUACCCCCGGGGCAAUAUAUUCACCGUCCUAAAUGAGAGGCAAUACAGUAUUAACGUGGCAGCUACGAUAUUUGCCUUUGUGGUGACUCUAUGCUACGGCUGCAGUAUGUUCAUGGGCUUCAAGAGGUGGAGGAUGUAACCAUGAACACCAGCGCCCGCAUGAACUAAUUUUUACAACUUCUUUAUAACUCGUCCAUAAUGUAUUACAACAUCAGCCACACUGUCCAGAGCUCUUAUUCAUAGAGUGUUUUCACAGACCUGUUUGGUUUGGGUCAGUCGAAGCUUUAGUAAUUCCUGUCAUGUCAGCAAGCAGUGACAUAAAACAUACACCGGAAAAGUUCAUGUUUUAUGGCUGCCUCAGUCAAAAAUGGAAGUGUUCUGGACUCCUAAAAAUCGAAAGUAAAAAUCAAUGUCGAAUGGCCUUGGCUCUGCUGGUAAAACUACAGCAGCAUUUUGAAGGAAUACAGAUGCGUCAUUUAGGCAAUUCUGAUGUUUUUUUUUUUCCUUUAUUUCCCUUGUUAUCCACUUUGACAUUGCCCCAUUUCCAGAUCCCCUUGCUCACUGAAGGCCAUAUUUCACAUUUCUUCUAUCACAAAAAUGUGUCCAAGUAUGAUUGCCUGACAAAUUGGGAACAACAGUAAUCUGAUGUGAACAGUAAUCUGAUGUGAUGGCGCCACUUGUUGGAGAGACCCUGAAAAGCCAAGAGAAGUUUUCACUAUCCUCCAGUUUCCGAGGUGCUAAGCAGCUGUUGGUAGACUCACCCAAUGACCAUGUGUUUUAAUACAUUUUUUAAAUGUCCAUUAUGUAAAAUGUGAUAUGACAUUGGAAUUUCAAAGUUUCUGUUGAUUUUUGUACACACUUUUCACCUGUCUAAUAAUGGCAUUUUUUUCUCUCUUUACAUCCAGCCCCUGUUGUGCAUGACACAAAUAUUUGCCAUUCUGAAUAAAUAUUUGUUAUUUGUAAAUUUGUAUGUAAGACUAUGGUCAUGAUAUGAGGUGAGUGUCAGACUUGAACUACCUACAAAUAGAUCUUUGUAUUUUUUUAACCUGCUUUUUGGUGCCAGGUGGAUGGGGUGCAGCAUCUCAGGACAGUUCAGCUAAACUGAAAAUUAGUGAAAAGUAUAAUAACUUGGUUUAGAACAAGCAAAAAACAAAACAAAACAAUGUCUUAUUGUCUAAUCUUUCUGGAAGCAAUUGUGCUGUCCUUUGUGUAAACUCCAUCCAUUUGGCACCUUAAACAAACCAACAAAUUAUUUAGAAAGAGCACUGUAUCUCAUGGCUUUCCAUAAUAUCAAAGUCAGGGACCGAUAUUAAAAAAAUGUACUGUUUUGCCUUUUCCCCCUAAGUUACUGACUUUCAUCUACUGAUUUAUUUCAAAUAUUUAUCUUAAUUUACUGACUGAUCAUUUAAGUAGACUGUAUGUUUAGAGUUUGAUCCUUAUUCUGAAAUAACCGCUAUAUGUUGAAGCAUCAUAAAAUUGCCCAAAUCAAUAACUAUCAUAAACUGGCUAUGUGUAAAUGAUUUCUUAGCAAUGCAUUUAUAUUAUUGUAUGCAUUAGUCUAUUAAGUUAUGUUAAUAUUAAUUUAAAAUGUUUUUUAAAGGCUAUUUGUGGAGAA